Humulus lupulus (European hop) is the source of this 607-nucleotide messenger RNA. RefSeq lists its product as uncharacterized. Lineage: Eukaryota; Viridiplantae; Streptophyta; Magnoliopsida; Rosales; Cannabaceae. The transcript is spliced from 6 exons. Gene Ontology annotation, cellular component: cytoplasm; nuclear pore; nuclear pore cytoplasmic filaments. Gene Ontology annotation, biological process: regulation of translational termination; poly(A)+ mRNA export from nucleus; regulation of translational initiation. The record is from RefSeq and is a predicted model, not a curated record. Bases 1 to 588 code for a protein of 195 amino acids. Gene Ontology annotation, molecular function: phospholipid binding; translation initiation factor binding; inositol hexakisphosphate binding.
AUGGCUAAGCUUCUAUGGAGGGGUGCUGAGUGUUGGAAUGAGUGUUUAAAGCUUUUGGGCGUUGCUGAAGCAGCAGAAGCAUCAAUGGAUUAUGACCAGUUAAGCUCUGGAAUUUCAAACUUUGAUACUCACUUUCAAGGCCUCAUAGUUCAGAAAAGUGUGAAGUAUAUGGUUGUUAGUGAUGAUGACGACUCUGAGAAUGAGUCAGCACUUGAAAUUCAUCCAUACCUGAUGGAAGAAAAAUAUUUGGACUUUCUGUUUUCUAAUUUUUGGGUCAUCAUCUGUAGUGUCGAAGCACUUGAUAAUCACUUGACUGCUAUCCAAAGGGACCAUGAACUCAGGUCCCAGAUAGAAGAAAGGAAAAUAAGAAGUGAUGCGGCUUAUGAAGGGGCCAAAACAAAAGAGAAAGCUCUCCUGGAAGAAAAAAUCUGCCAAGAAAAAGCCAAAGCAGAAGCUGAGGCAAAACUCAGAGCUGAAGAAGCAAAUAGGGCUGCAAUGGAAGCUCAGAGAAGAGAAGAAAAAGAGGCUGCUGAAAGGGAGGCCAAUGAAGCGUCAAGCCAGGCUGCUGUUCAGAAGGAAGCUUUAUGAUUGCAAACUAAAGCCAAAA